AUGGACUUCAAAUCCUCCAUUAAUGAAACAUGGAAGCUUUUCACUAUUGGAACCCUUAUACUAUUCUUUCUUCUUCACCUUUUGCUAGACGAUACCCACCAAAACACAACCCCAACUUCUAUGCUCCAGCUUACAAUACUGACUUCAUCAACUACCAUAAUCAAUCCAUUGAAUUCAUCAAAUUCUACACUUAAUCCCAUUAAAUCUUCAAAUUUUACACUUAACCCACUAGAUGUUUCCAAUUUUACAGUUCAUCUUAAAGAUGAACAAGUUUUUGGUGUUGAAGAUAUUGAGAAACAAGUAAAUAAAACCAAAAAGAAGUGCAAUAUGUUUGAAGGAAGAUGGGUUUAUAAGUCAGAAGAGAUUGGCAGAUAUGAUUCAAUCACUUGUCCAUUUCUUGAGGAGAAAAUGAGCUGUAAACAAAAUGGAAGACCAGAUUUUGAGUAUGAAAAAUGGAGAUGGGAAGCUAACGAUUGUGAUAUACCAUUAUUUAAUGCAACAGAUAUGUUAGAAAGGGUGAGAAACAAGAGAAUGAUUAUAUCAGGGGAUUCACUAAAUAGAAACAUGUGGGAGUCUCUUGCUUGUCUUCUUUAUACUUCAAUCCCUUCUUCUAGAGUUGAAGUACAUGCUGAAGAUGUAUUAUACAAGUAUCUAACGGCAAAGGAUUAUAAUUUUACAUUAAAGUUUCAUUGGAGUCCAUUUCUGGUUAAUUUCAAUAAAAAGCAUAGAAGUGGUAAGAAAGUCCUUGAGCUUGACAAGGUUUCAACCAAUGCUAAGCUGUGGUAUGGAGCUGAUAUUAUGAUAUUUAACUCAGGCCAUUGGUGGACUCAUCAUACAGGCAAACUAAAACCGUGGGACUUAUUUGAGUACAAGGGAAACUUAACAAAGGAAAUGCCAAUAGAAUUAGCUUUUAAGAGAGCAAUGAAAACAUGGGAAAAUUGGAUAGUAAAAAACAUUGAUUCACACCAAACAACUGUAUUUUUUAGGAGUAUUUCAGCAGAGCACAAAAUGAGGCAGUAUAAUCAAUGGUGCUACAAUGUAACACAGCCUAUGAAGGAUGAUGAAUCUUAUGUAUCAGUAUAUCCUAAUUCUUUGAUUCAAAUUAUAGAGAAUAUGAUUGAUGGGAUAAGAAAACCAAAGAUAAAGUACUUGAAUAUUACAAAGCUUUCAGAGUACAGAAUUGAUGCACAUCCAUCAGUGUAUAGGAGCAUUCAUUGGAAGAAUAUUGCUAAUAACUUUGAAAGUGUGUUGAGAUAUGCUGAUUGUAGUCAUUGGUGUCUACCUGGAUUGCCCGAUACUUGGAAUAGACUAUUGUAUGCAUCAUUAUUUUUUAAUAUAUAA
Amaranthus tricolor (Joseph's coat) is the source of this 1341-nucleotide messenger RNA. RefSeq names its product protein trichome birefringence-like 40. The coding region runs from base 1 to 1341 and encodes 446 amino acids. The record is from RefSeq and is a predicted model, not a curated record. NCBI's taxonomy places the organism in Eukaryota, Viridiplantae, Streptophyta, Magnoliopsida, Caryophyllales, Amaranthaceae. Gene Ontology annotation, cellular component: Golgi apparatus. The transcript is spliced from 4 exons. Gene Ontology annotation, molecular function: O-acetyltransferase activity.